This is a messenger RNA of Delphinapterus leucas (beluga whale), 3150 nucleotides long. It is a transcript of the gene GPR142, whose product is annotated as G protein-coupled receptor 142. Lineage: Eukaryota; Metazoa; Chordata; Mammalia; Artiodactyla; Monodontidae. Gene Ontology annotation, molecular function: G protein-coupled receptor activity. Gene Ontology annotation, biological process: G protein-coupled receptor signaling pathway. The record is from RefSeq and is a predicted model, not a curated record. Gene Ontology annotation, cellular component: plasma membrane.
UCCCUGCACCGACCGUCAGGCUCAGCACGGCUGGAAUAAUCCUGGGGCAAACAACCGCUCGGAGAGCUGGCAUGAUGAGAGCGAGCUGCUGGGGCCACCAGAAAAAGCCACGGGUGACCCAGGACUCAGGACCCAGGAGCAUGAGGCUUGCAGGACAAGAGACAGCUGGCCAGCUACAGGUGACGCCAAUGCUCACACCCAAUGGCAGUGGGCUGAGCCAGGAGUUUGAAGGCCAUUGGCCGGAGAUCCCAGAGAGGUCCCCGUGUGUGGCCGGGGUCAUCCCUGUCAUCUACUACAGCGUCCUGCUGGGCCUGGGGCUGCCUGUCAACCUCCUGACCACAGUGGCCCUGGCCCGCCUCGCCGCCAGGACCAGGAAGCCCUCCUACUACUACCUUCUGGCGCUCACGGCCUCGGAUGUCAUCACCCAGGUAGUCAUCGUGUUCGUGGGCUUCCUCCUACAGGGAGCAGUGCUGGCCCGAAAGGUGCCCCAGGCUGUGGUGCGCGCGGCUAACAUCCUGGAGUUUGCUGCCAACCACGCCUCAAUCUGGAUCGCCGUCCUGCUCACGGUCGACCGGUACAGCGCCCUGUGCCACCCCCUGCACCAUCGGGCCACUUCAUCCCCAGGCCGGACCCGGCGGGCCAUCGCUGCUGUCCUUGGUGCUGCCCUGCUGACUGGCAUCCCCUUCUACUGGUGGAUGGACGUGUGGAGGGACGAGGACCCCCCCAGCACACUGGACAAGGUCCUCAAGUGGGCUCACUGCCUCAUCGUCUAUUUCAUCCCUUGUGGCGUUUUCCUGGUCGCCAACUCGGCCAUUGUCUGCCAGCUACAGAGAAGGGGCCAGAGUGGGCCUCGGCCCCGGGUGGGCAAGAGCACCGCCAUCCUCCUGGGUGUCACCACGCUCUUUGCCCUCCUUUGGGCACCCCGCAUCUUUGUCAUGCUCUACCACCUGUACGUGGCCCCCGUCUACCGGGACUGGAGGGUCCACCUGGCCUUGGAUGUGGCCAACAUGGCGGCCAUGCUCAACACAGCAGUCAACUUUGGGCUCUACUCCUUUGUGAGCAAGACCUUCCGGGCCACUGUCCAGGAGGUCAUCCAUGACACCCACCUGCCCUGCACCCUGGGGUCACAGCCAGCGGGCAUGGUGGCGGAACCUGUGCUGAAGCCUGCAGGACUCCCCAAAGGGGCAGAACUGUAGAGGAGGAGCCCAUGCAGGGAGCUUGGGGUGGCUCACAGCCAGAUUACUGGGGUCUUUGUGGUUGCUUCCACAAAACUUUAUCAAUACCCUACUUUGCAAUCUGGGGAUGAAAGGAGAGGCUCCUUCCUUCAGGGGUGGCUUCCCAGGAAGCUAAAUUAAUGUUGGUUGAAUGAAUGAAUGAAUGAGUGACUGAAUAGAUGGAUAGAUGGAUGGAUGGAUGGAUGAAUAUGAGUUGUUUCCAGGCCACCCCUUCCUGGAGCCCACCUCUCAUUCCCUGAGUUGAUUACUUCUCCGGCUUCUAGUGGCAAUGCCAGGGAGAAAGGGAGAUGUCCGCCGGAUUCCAGGCCUUUCCUGGGCUGCGGGAACCAAAUGCAGGGGGCUGAACAAUGGGAGACGGGCUGCCUGAGAAAGGGAGUGGUCUGUUUUUCUUUUUUUUGAAAGGGAGUGGUCUGAAGCAGAUUCAAUGCCCCAGCCCUGGGGCGACAUAACCUCUGGGGUCUCUAGCAUCCUGGACUGAUUAAAUCCCUGCCCUGGAGCCAGAACAGGUUCAGGGCCCCAGAACAGCCCUGGGGCUGCACUUUCCAUGGUUGCUGAGGACCAGGACUAAGAAAGAAAAUGUCCUCUUAGCUCAAGGGCCAGGAGAGCGGAAGGGGGCUCCCGGCCACACCCCUAAGCUCACUCCUCUUGGAGAAGAAGCCUCUUUCUCCACCAAGGGGAGGAAGGGAGAUGGCUCAGCCGAUCUGAGACUCUGAGGGGCUGUGCUCGGCCCCUCCCAGCCUCCCUCCUUUCAGCCAUUACAGCCGGGAGAGGCAGCUGGGAGAGAUUAGCAGACAAACCUCCCACCGGCUCCAGGCACUGGGUAAACACAUUAGCAGUCUGCUUUCUGCUUUUAGACCAGACUGAGCUGACCUUUCCCCUGAAUGUGAGGUCCAGGCGGGCCCCCACAGGCACCCAACCCCUUAAUGGGAUCACAGAAGGGAAAGAGCCAGUUCUGUGCUGGGCAAACGGUCGGUGCAAAAUAAAUGCACUUGGCUUUCCCCCUUUCCUCUCUACUUCUCCCCACAGCAGAAAUGUCCAGGAAGGGACUUUCAGCCACACCCAGAAGGAGGAAAAGGCAGGUCCCCAAUCCUUUAUCCACAAUUCUAAACUCCAAAAACUCUGAAAACCAAGACAGUUUUCCUGAGUUUGCCACAAACACACCAGAAUAGAUACAAGACCACAUAUGUCUUGGUGCUGUCCCACUGCAUAGGUUCCGCUGCAGACCCUCAGCGGGUGUGAUUUUGCGACAACGCCCUACACCCUGCCAGAAUAGAGAUCUGUUACUUUAUCUAAACCACACAUUACCCUCCUCUAUUCUGAAAAAUUCUGAAUCCUGAGACACCUCUGGUCCCAAGAGUUCAGAGAGAGGAUUGAGGACCUGUAAGUCCCAUCACUUUUGCCACAGCAAGGUCUCAGCUGGCCCUGAGUGGGUCUGGGGCAUGGCAGAUUCCCCCAUGGUUACCGAACCAAACUUGGGUCCGCUUGCCUGCUCACAGUAAAGCCAAUCUACUGGCACCCGGUUGUGGUGAAGGAAAGGGCAACAUUGAUCGCAGGGCGCCAAACAAGGAGUCCAGGCAGCUAAUGCUCAGAAGGCUGCAACUCCCCGAUGGCUUUUAGGGAAUGGUUUUUAGACAGGGUGAGGGAGAGGGAUGCAGGGUGAGUGAUCAGCUUGUGGACACUCUUCUGAUUGGUGGGUAGUGAGGUAAUCAGAAGUCAACAUCGUCAACCUUCUGUUUCCAACUGGUCUGGAGUCUCCAUGCUUGUGGGCAGCAUACAGCUAAUUUCUUCCACCUGGUAGGGGUUUCGGUAUCUGCAAAACAGCUCAGAGGACUUGGCACAGAGUACUAUCUACAGCCCUUGAGGAGGAACUAAAGGUCCUUGACUUUGCUUAACAAUUAAACUAUUAUUAUUUUGU